UAUGUAUUUUUUUUAGAGCUCAGUUCCCCAAAAAUUGUAAAAGCAGGAAAACUCAAGACAAAGAAACCCAACAAGGCUAGUGAUUUCAGCGAUAUGGCGAAUUGGCCAACACCAAGUGAAUUAGUGAACACUGGAUGUCAGAGUGUCAUCAACCAAGGAAAUAAGAAGCUACAAAAUAAAAAAGAAAGAGAAGACAAAUUUGAAAAGAGAAAUAACAGUGAGUGCAAAGAAACCAGAGAAACAAAAUUGGAUGGUCCUGGUGAAAAUGUCAGUGAGGAUGAAGCUCAGUUAAGUAAUCAACGAAAGAAAGCUAAUAAGCACAAGUGGGUACCACUCCACUUAGAUGAUGUAAGACCAGAUAGUCAAGAAAGACCAGGAUCCCGAAACAGCUCAAGAUGUCAACCUGAAACAAAUAAAUCAUCACAUAACAAUAGGAGAAGUGAUACACGAAGUUGGAGACGUGAUAGAGAAAAGAGAGAUGAUCAAGAUGAAGUUUCCAGUGUGAGAAGUGAAGGUGGUAAUAUCCGAGGCUCCUCUAGAGGACGAGGACGAGGCCGAGGACGCGGAAGAGGCCGAGGACGAGGAAAUCCUCGAUUGAAUUUUGAUUAUUCAUAUGGUUAUCGAGAGCAUGGUGAAAGGACUGAUCAACCAUUUCAAACAGAACUUAAUACCAGUAUGAUGUAUUACUAUGAUGAUGGUACAGGCGUACAGGUAUAUCCUGUGGAAGAAGCAUUGCUUAAAGAGUAUAUUAAGCGCCAAAUUGAAUAUUACUUCAGUAUAGAAAAUUUGGAACGGGAUUUCUUUCUUAGGAGAAAGAUGGAUGAACAAGGUUUCUUGCCUAUUUCCCUGAUUGCUGGUUUCCACCGUGUUCAGGCUCUCACUACAAACCUUAAUCUCAUUUUAGAGGCACUGAAAGAUAGCACAGAAGUGGAAAUUGUGGACGAGAAAAUGAGAAAAAAGAUAGAACCAGAAAAAUGGCCAAUUCCGGGCCCUCCUCCACGUAGGGUGCCACAAACAGACUUCUCUCAACUGAUUGACUGCCCAGAGUUUGUACCAGGCCAAGCCUUUUAUUCACAUACAGAGUCUGCCCCCAAUUCUCCAAGAAUUGGAAGUCCACUGAACCCAAAGAAAAGUAAUGAAACAAGUAAUCUUCAAGCAAUGACUAGAGUUUUAUCUACCAGUUUGCCUGACUUGGACUCAGAACCUUGGAUAGAAGUAAAAAAGAGACAUUGUUCAUCACCAGUGAAAUUGAAGGAAUCGGCGUCUCUACCUGAAGAGGCAUCAAAUCAACUCUGUCCUCCAGAUGAACAAGAGCAAGAAGAACUUGAUUUUUUAUUUGAUGAAGAGAUGGAGAAUAUAGGACAAAAAAACACAUUUACUGAUUGGUCUGAUAAUGAUUCAGAUUAUGAAAUUGAUGACCAUGAUUUAAACAAGAUUUUGAUUGUAACUCAGACACCACCUUACAUGAGAAAGCAUCCUGGAGGAGAUCGAACAGGCAACUACACAUCUCAGGCAAAAAUUACAUCUGAACUUGCUAAAGUUAUCAACGAUGGCUUGUAUUAUUAUGAGCAGGAUCUGUGGAUGGAAGAAGAUGAAAACACACACACAGCUAUAAAGCAAGAAGUUGAGAACUUUAAGAAGCUAAAUCUCAUUAGUAAAGAGCAGUUUGAAAACCUAACACCUGAACUUCCUUUUGAGCCAAACCAAGAAGUUCCUGUAGCACCUUCACAGUCCAGGCAAGAAAUAUCUUCAGCAACAACGGUGUGUUCACUGCCAACAGCAGUUCCAGAAUCUCCUAGAAUUUAUCCUGCAAGGACACCCAAAACACCUCGAACACCCAGGUUACAAGAUCCAAACAAAACACCAAGAUUUUAUCCUGUGGUUAAAGAAUCAAAAGCCCUUGAUAUAAAGAGUCCAAGAAAGAGAAAAACAAGACAUAGUACAAAUCCUCCUCUAGAGUGUCAUGUUGGUUGGGUAAUGGAUUCCAGAGAUCAUGGGCCAAGAACACCCUCUCUCAGCAGUUCAAAUGCUUCACCUUCAGAAGGUGCACAACUCAUAGGAAGUUAUGGAUGUACUCCUCAUUCAUUCCCAAAGUUCCAGCACCCUUCUCAUGAACUUUUGAAGGAAAAUGGCUUUACCCAACAAGUGUACCACAAGUAUCAUCGAAGAUGCCUAAGUGACAGAAAGCGCUUGGGAGUUGGCCAGUCCCAAGAAAUGAACACCCUCUUUCGUUUCUGGUCCUUUUUCCUCAGAGACCACUUCAAUAAAAAAAUGUACGAGGAAUUUAAACAACUUGCUUGGGAAGAUGCAAAAGAAAAUUACAGGUAUGGAUUAGAAUGUCUGUUCAGGUUUUAUAGUUAUGGACUGGAAAAAAAAUUCAGACAAGAAAUUUUUAAGGAUUUCCAAGAAGAAACCAAAAAAGACUACGAAUCUGGUCAGUUGUAUGGAUUAGAAAAGUUUUGGGCUUAUCUAAAAUAUUCUCAAUCUAAGACACAGUCUGUUGACCCAAAACUUCAGGAAUACCUCUGUAGCUUUAAGAGGUUAGAAGACUUCCGCGUUGAUCCCCCUAUUAGUGAGGAAUUUGGAAGAAAAAGACAUUCGUCUACUUCUGGUUCAGAGAGUGAUCGUCAGAGACUUCCAUCUAAUUCCUCCACAAAGUCACCAAAUGCUGCUAUGCCUGCAUCUGCCAAUCAGCUUCAGGUUCCAAUAAAUUCUCCCAGAAGGAAUACGUCACAAGAGUCCAGUGACAAUUCACACCAGAACAGUGCUGCCUCAGUCUCCACAAAUGGUGAAAUGUCUGAGAAGUAGACGCUUAUGAAAGUUGUUUGCCCUCAAAAUCAACAUUUACAUCAAUAUUUAUUUGGGAAAACCUUCUGAUGUUUAAUUGUGAUAACCAGAAAAAAGAAAAAGGAAGAAAAGUGGUAGCUUUUUUUUUUUUUUUUUUUUUAAAACAAGAUAAACUCUAAAAAUGUUUUCCCUGACUUCACAAACAAGGAUAGUUUUGGUGAUCUAUUAUGGAGAUCCGCUAGUAAUGAAUAAGUCUCAGUACUUCUUUUUCAAGGCCAUUGUUUACAAGAAUAGCAUUCCUUAAAUAUAUUCAAAAACAACACAAGGAAUGCCUAACAUUUCAGCUCAUACUUCUUAAAGAAGAUAUAGUAUGUUGUAUUCAUCUCUUCUAUAGAGCUUUCUUAAAAGAAUCCAAUUACCCCACUAUCAAUUCAUAUUUGAACUUAUCAAAAACAAAGGAAGAUUACGUAUAUAUUUUUUAAUUCAGAAAAAAGAAUAUGAAAUGAUACAUUUUCUUUUAGAUGUGUAAAGAAAACUUUUUUUUUUUUUUUUACAAAAGUAGAAAUAUAUUAAAGCAUACACACUUUGGAUGCUAGAUUUUGCUUUUUCCCGUGAGUUUAACCUCAUAAUUUCCAUAGUUGUUAUUGUGUUGGUGUGGAGUGUUUUGAAUUGGCAUUAGCUGGUUACAUAUUAGGAGUGAUUUACUUUUUGUGACUUUCUACAAACCUGCAAAAGUAAUGAAAACUGGGUUGGAAUUUUGUCCUAAAUUAAUUAAAUCUUGCACAGUUUUGAGUGCAUCUGCUGUUUGUACAUCUGCAGGUUGGUAGGUCACAAAUAGACUAUCUUCAAUUUGAAAGGAGUACUUAGAUUUUCUUUUUGUUUCUUUUAGUUUUGUUUUAUGCUUGUGUUUUUAAGAGUUAUAGCAAAUUGAUUUCUAAUUUUUAUUGCUAUUGCAACUGAUGUAAAUGAUAGUUUCAGCUUUUGUGGGAAUUUUAAAAAAUAAAGCACUUAUUCUAAAUUAUUUGAAUUGAUUUUUAAUUAUUUUUGUUUAGAAUAUAGUUGAAAAGCUGUAAUAUUCAAAUAUUGCUAUUAGAAGACCAUUAUGUUUUGUGAAUAAAGUUUCAGUUAUAAACAUAUCCAUUUUUAUUUAGCACAUAUUUUCUUUUAUUGGCUGUAGCAGCUGGUUUAAUACACUAAAUUAAUUAUUUUUUGAUGUUCUUAUAGAAUGGCAGCAUUGAAAUACAUAGAACCUUGUUUUGACAAAUGAGCUAUUUUCCAUGCAUAAAUAAUCAUUUUCAGUUUUAUAAUAUUUAAUAUUUGGGUGGUCAUUUUGAUGUUUUAAUUUUAAGAAAGUCGAAUUUGAAUAUUUAGAAAAUAAAUUUUACUUAGAGAUUUUAGAUAGGUAAUACAAAACAACUAAUGGAUUAGGAUAAUACAUUUUAAAAUGUUUUCUUCAAAAAAUGUAUAGUUUUGGCUUUUCCAUGAGAAAUUCCCAAACCAUGCUUAUUACUUUGAAGUUGUCUCUUGAAAUGAUUGAUCUAAAAUUUUUUUUCCAAUAUCUCUUUUGUGUUGAACACAUACAUCUGAAACCUGUAUUUAAUCUAAGAUUUUGUACUCAAAUAUGGAAGUGCAAAUUUGGAAAAUUGUAUAUUUUAUAUGAAAAUACAGUAAUCAAGAGUUUU
Messenger RNA from Miniopterus natalensis, 4469 nucleotides. The record is from RefSeq and is a predicted model, not a curated record. NCBI's taxonomy places the organism in Eukaryota, Metazoa, Chordata, Mammalia, Chiroptera, Miniopteridae.